AUGAUUUUCGCCAACGUUUUCAUCGCCAGUGUUCUUGCUGCCACCGCCACAGCCCUCCCCCACCGUGUCCGCGACUCUAGCUCCAGUUCCAGUGGCAAUGUCCAAUUCGUGAACAACAUGGGCUCAGACAUCUACCUGUGGACAACCUCCUCCGACCCCGGUAGCAUGAAGACUCUUUCUUCCGGCGGUGGCACCUACAGCGAAGAAUGGCAGACCAACUCCAAUGGCGGUGGCAUCUCUAUCAAGCUGUCCACGACCCAGGACGAGAACAGCGUGCUUCAGUUCGAGUACACCGUUGACUCUGACACGCUCUACUGGGAUCUGUCUUCUAUCAACUUGGAUUCGUCUUCGGAAUUCAUCAAGAGCGGCUUCUCUGUUAAGCCUAGUGAUUCUAGCUGCAAAACCGCUACUUGUGAGGCCGGUGACACCAACUGCGCCGAGUCUUACCAGCACCCUGAUGAUGUGAACACGCUCUCCUGCUCGGUUGAUGCGCAGUACAUCGUUACUCUGGGAUAA
Molecule: messenger RNA, 516 nt
Organism: Penicillium subrubescens
Lineage: Eukaryota; Fungi; Ascomycota; Eurotiomycetes; Eurotiales; Aspergillaceae
Exons: 1
Coding region: 1-516 (171 amino acids)
Source: RefSeq, a predicted model, not a curated record